Messenger RNA from Pisolithus orientalis, 1540 nucleotides. RefSeq lists its product as uncharacterized. Lineage: Eukaryota; Fungi; Basidiomycota; Agaricomycetes; Boletales; Pisolithaceae. The coding region runs from base 377 to 1258 and encodes 293 amino acids. The record is from RefSeq and is a predicted model, not a curated record. The transcript has 6 exons.
CUACCUACUAUCAAAGUUAUCUAUUGUUCCUUGGUUGUACUACUACUAGUAGGACUCGCCCCAUGAGUCGUUGUUAAGACCACCGCCACAGGAACGCGGUGUUACCAGACCACUUGGCAGGGUGCUGAUCAUGUCAUGAUCACGCUUUCGCUGCCGUACCUCUCUCGUGCCUUGGGGUUCGGCCUCGAGGGCACCGGAAAAGCAUCCGCGCCUUUCACAGCACCUUUCCACUGCGGCUCAGUAUUAAGGUGGGCACUAAUACAGUACCCGUCCAUUUCCUGAUUCGACGAUAUCUCAAGAGUCGCUUGCACAAUACCCCAGCUUGAAUAUUGGUGUCAAACUCGAUCACUUACCAUCUCACACGUGCACAAUCUCCAUGUCACCUCUUCAACGCAAAUACGUCGAUCUCAUUCGUGAUGCCACGUCAAAGUGGGCGAACUGGGACCCGCCAAUUGCUAUUAAGGUAGGGGCGUUUGGCAAACUAGAUCGCGUGACGGGCGAAUUAGAGGUACAUGGCAACGUUUAUGAAGCAGAGUUCCAAGAAACGUUGGACAAAAUCGAUCCAACACUUAGGCUCAAGCUCCAGCAGCAUCCGCCCGUUGCUGGUCCAGUGGAAGAUGAUUUCAUCAUAUCCUCCUCGGGGGCGCAAAAGAGGGCGUUUUCAGUAGCGCCUGGUAUAGACAUAAUGGGCCUUGCAACCGCUUCCCUUAAAGCCGACUUCCAGUUCUCGCAGGGAAAGAGGGACGCCCUCCUAGUCAUGCACAGUCCCAGGAUGGAAUACUUCCCACCUUCCGCUGUUCUUGAACAAUUAUACCACAUCCCCGCUCUUGCGGAUAUGUACCUCGUCACGAGUGUGUUCACCUGCCCUGCAUUUUCGCUGUAUUUAUCGGAUAAGAGUGGCGAGAAGAUAUCCCUAGCCCUCAUCGCUUCUGCUCCCAUAAUUCCUUCUGUCGCGCCGCUCGGGCCUAACGCGUCCUUCUCCACGGGAAUUGACUGGUGGACCGAUGCCUCUCGAGGAAUCCUUAGAAAGGGUGCUAGUAAAGAGGGAGAAUAUGUCUUUACACCGCUAUAUGGAUUAAAGAAGCGUGGAGGCUGGAUAAAGAAGAUAUUUAGAAACGGAGACCAAAAACAACAUGGAAGAAGCAGCGAAGAGGAACUGUGGGUUGACGUGGAUGCACCUUGGGAACCACUCGAUGAAGAUGGCGAAGAAGACCCAAUUGAUGUGGAUGGUUCUAGUUGCCCUGAUACCUUUGGCUGAGUCAUUCGUGCGACACCAACGAUAGGCUAUAGAAUCCUUUGGAAACAAGAUGGGUGUCAUAUGGGCGGACACCUAAUACCACGUAUUCUGUGACCUUUAAAUCUUUAGAGUGGCGGAUCAACUUGCGUGGAAUGUAAGCAUGAUGUGUUGACGAUGUAUUUCUAGAUGUUUAUCUGAGUGCUGUGUCUGAGUCUUUCAUGUGCGGUGUGGACAUACCAACGCAGAGGAGAGCCCUUCCCUCUAACGUAUCCAAUGGUCCAGUCUUGCGCUUGGAAUCCUUAG